Branchiostoma floridae (Florida lancelet) is the source of this 4960-nucleotide messenger RNA. RefSeq lists its product as uncharacterized. Gene Ontology annotation, cellular component: cytoplasm. Lineage: Eukaryota; Metazoa; Chordata; Leptocardii; Amphioxiformes; Branchiostomatidae. Gene Ontology annotation, biological process: regulation of translational fidelity. The transcript has 10 exons. The record is from RefSeq and is a predicted model, not a curated record. Gene Ontology annotation, molecular function: tRNA binding; double-stranded RNA binding; nucleotidyltransferase activity. Bases 1577 to 4270 code for a protein of 897 amino acids.
AAUUAGUUACAGGGCAUACCGAGAACCUAACCUAUGUAAUUAGUCAUUGCUUGUUAGGGCAAGCCUUUUUUUCCUUUCCGUCGAUAUCUCAGUUUCACAAGGCCGCUAACAGAGUGCGAUUCGUCCUAAAGUCGAUAUGAUUACAGACGGAUAUUUAUUCUAUCCUACUUACUUAAAAAACAGUGCCUUAUUUCACAACCUCUAUGGAGAUUACCGAUAGUCCACGCAACAUAACAAAUAAACUCCAGACUUCCGUCUGAAACUGAAACUAUCUCUCAUAAGCCGCUGUCGAGAACUCAGCUGAUCGAAACCUUGAACCUUUUCUGAUUGUGUCCGUCGUGAGUAAAUUGUCACAUGUUUCUUACGUCGGGGCUUUUCAUAUACGUGCCAGGACCUGUUUCAUUUUAUAUACAAGAUUACAACAGGCCACUUAAGGAUGCUACAACUUACAAGAAUUUCUUCAAUACGUAAAAAUAUCGAAUGUUACUGCUGCCAUCCCAACAUAUCUAAUAUUUGCGUGAACUUUCCAUAUCCUUCUUUGUCAAAGCUCUGGACAGAAUUUUACACUUUGCUUGACUAGAUUAUUGCUGAGAACCUUCAAGGUCGGAUGCGUACAAUCAAGUCGCGAGCUAACAUUUCUUAUUGUCAGACAUUUCCUCAUACGUCACAGGCGAUGAAGAAAGGGUCUAAAAUAGAUAGAGGUAAACGGAAGGAAGGAACUAAAGACGAAUGGACAUCUCAAGGUGUAACCAUGAUGUCACCUGUCUCCUUUGAAAUCCAACCGGACUGUACGUCAGAAGGAAGGACAAUAAGAAGACUCACUUUUUCCCCAGAAAGUGAUUAAAAAUUGCGUCACAAGGAGCGACGUUUGUGCGUGACGAUAAAUAGGCUCACAUAUUUCCCAGAAAAAUGUUACACAUGCACACACGCGCGUCACAAGGACUGACGUGCGUGCUGACAACAAGAAGACUCACUUUUCGUACACAGACAUACACAUACAUUCGCCAAUGUCAAGUUGUGCGCACUAGGUGACUUAGUGUUUAACUGACCACAUCUGAAAAUUUCACCUAAUUGCUUACAUUCACUAUAUAUGGUAUUGUACCUCUGUACUUGCAAAAAGACUGCAUUUUGAUUAACAAAGGAACUCAGUCUUCUCGUUAAUGACAAGGAAACAAAUGAUUUAAUCACUGAACUUUCAUCCUCUACGAAUGUGGGUUUCCCCCUCAUCAUAUCACCUGUCCCAUGACCAAGGAUAUGCCCAUUCUUCACCCGGAAAUAUCACAUGUCUGCCCUCCUAUAAUCAGAUGUCACCAGGGGAUAAACCCAAACUUAGCUCAGUACGGCGUCUCCAUGACUACAUGACAUCACUUCUAAUUCUGGUCGGGCGGAAACAAAACCCCCCACACCCGGCUAUGUCAUAGUUUCACCCGUCACAUUCUAAGUUAGACUCGAAGCGCGUUGCCUCCUUACAAGUAGUAAGAUAUUCUCACAGAAAGCGAGUACUGCAAAUCGCCUGGAGGUCAACUAUAGACGAGAAAGAAGACACCUGUUGAACUGAACUGUACAGCCAGUUGCGAUGGGUUGGGAAGAGAAAGAGUUCGCGGCGGUGUUCUACAGCGAGCCGGGGGUGUUGGGCUUCCUGGCGAACGUACUGUCCGCCUUCCUCGCGGCGGUGGGGAACAUGAUAGAGCCCGCCGAGCAACCCGUGGUCGGCACGGUCAUCACAGGCGUACACCUGAUAGUUAUCGGCGGGUUUGUCCAGCUGGUUGCCGGCCUGCUCAGCUUCCGUAAGUACGACCACCUGGCCGCCACCGCCUUCGUCACCUUCGCUGCCCUGUGGAGCAGCAUGGGGGUUUUGAGGAUCCUGGGAGCCACUUCUUUUGCUGCUUCGUCCGCGACCGUCGUAAACGCAACAGACGCCCCCGUCGUAAACGCAACAGACGCCACCGUCGUGAACGCAACAGCCGCCACCGUCAUAAACGACGCAACCCUCCCGGGCCUCGUCUCCUACGCAUGUGUGGCCGUAGUGUUAUCCGUGACGUCAGCAACCACCAACUACGUCAUGCCACCAGUCGCCCUCACCGCAGCCAUAUUGCUUUCCUUUGAAACCGUGGGGUUGUAUCACAUCUGGGGCAAGAAAGUAGCUUUCGCUUUAGAAGUCGUUUUGGUCCUUAUAGCUCUCUAUGGCGCUACAGCAUUACUGUUGAAGGGGGUUUUCCAGCGAUGGGUUAUUCCGGGUUUCGGUAACGCACCUUUCAAUGUGUUACUGUUUGGCACAAAGGCCGGCACAUCAAAAAGCAAAUCAAAAGAAGAAGAGAAAAAGAAGAAUACAAAAUACGCCGAGCCCAUGGGACUAGGUUAUCUCAGUAACGUUCCCGUAGCCGCUAUCUUUGCUUUCCACUACCUCGGGUUUACUGAGUCUUUUCCCGCCGCCACACCGUGGGUUGGUCUCGCUUUGGUUUCACUCAUCAUCGCCUCUUACUACUCCUUCUUACGGAACGACGCUUUUCACUGCAUCAUGUUCGGUACUCAGGCUACGUUCUGGCUAUGCCAGGCCGCGGGGUUGGUCGCCUACAGUCUGACAGGUGAGCAUGAUCUUCGGUCUCCUCUUCUAGGCACGUGGGCAUUCCUGCCUACAUUCGCACUUCUUGUCCUGGUCUCACUCACCAAGGACAAAGUGACACUAGUCAACAACUUCGUCUUCGCUUUACUCUCCGUGGCUUGGUUCUCUGUGAUCCCCCUAGCGGGAGCUAAGUACGCUGUAGGCGGCUUGUGUACCGCUCUGUCCGUCCUCUCUCUCUACUCUUCCUUCGCAAACCUCAUCAACUCCGUCGCGGAGAAGCCCAUCAUGUGGGUUGGCUCCAAGUUCGUCGCCAUGACAACUCUCAGGGAAGGUUUUCAGAGGUUUAGAUGUUGCCGACCAGCCCGUGAGAUCAGCACUGACAAGGACGCAGACGGCAUGUGUAGGGAGGACAGUGCUGACACCUUAGCUUUUCUCAGCAAUGCUGUCGCGGCGUGGGCAGCACUAUCCGGCAAUGUUGUCCACAGCGCUGCCGUCCACAUGGCCUGGAUUGUCGGAGCUGGGAUUCUGGUACAGCUGCUGUCUGCCUUGCUGUCACUUAAGGUCAAGAAGACCGCAAAGCCAGCCGGGAUGGUGUACAUAGCAAGCGCCUUGAUGUGGGGAGUCUGGACUCUAGUGCGUCACUCAGGAUAUAUCUUCCAAAACACCUCGCUGGGCCACCACCAAGACAGCCUACUAGUCGGAGUCAUCGUCCUGAUGGUCAUCAACCUGGGCAGCAUGGUGUCCUCAUGUUUUGUCAGCAAGAUCUGGUUAGUGACCACAGUUCUGAUGGAGGUUGUACAGGUCUGCCUGCUGCUCUUCACGCUGGACAAGCUGCCCUCCCAUCUAGCGGAGGCGUUCCUGGGCCUGCUCGGGGUGGUGUGCCUGUACGGGGCGGGGACGGCGCUCCUGGCGGCCGUGUUAGGGGUGGACGUCUUACCGGGCCGGGGUCCCAUCUGGCAGGUAAACACUGACACAGAGGAGGAGUCCAGUUCAGGCCAGCUGACCAUCCCCACGCCUUCCUCCAAGAAGACCAGCGGACUGCGGACCAUCGCGGAUCUCCUGGACGCUGGCGGGGUGUGCGGCAUCCCCACCGACACUGUGUACGCCCUGGCCGCCUCCUGUAAACACCCAGAGGCCAUCAAACGCAUCUACCACAUCAAGAGUCGCCCGGCCGAGAAGCCGAUCUGUGUGUGUAUCUCCCACCUGGGCCAGCUGGAGGCGGCACAGCCAGGCUUCAGCCCGCUGUUGUGGGACUUCAUGCGCCGCUGUUACCCCGGCGGCAUCAGCUGUGUCGUGCCCAAGGGCGACUGGCUCGCGAACCUCGGACUGGGUGAUGCUGUGAGCUACAUCGGCACAAGUGACAGUAUCUGCAUCCGGGUACCUGACAGCACGGCCACCGCCCAUCUGGUGUCCAUGACAGGACCCCUGGGCAUCACGUCAGCUAACCCUAGUGGGGAGCCUGACUCCACCCAUCACGACAUGGUCCUGUCCUCCCUGGGAGACAAGAUAGACGGCAUGCUGUGUGACGGUCCCUCCAACGAGCUGGUCGCGUCCACCGUCGUCAACUGCAUGAAGAUAGACGAAGUCGGCAUCUCGUUCUUCAGGGUGGGGUGUACUCCUCAGGAAAGGGUGGAGCAGCUCUUCGCACAGGCUAAGGAAGCAGUCGGCCAGAAUGCACAGUUGGAAGCCUCCAUCAACUCCAUUUAGAACACGCCUGGAGAUGAAGACCCGUUGUGUUAACUAUUCAUAAACAUAUUUAUCAGUUCAGGUUAUCAUCUGUAGAGAGGUGACACCGCGCUUUCCACAAAGUCCUGUCCAGCGUGACAGAGCGAAGCUCUUCCACCUGAACAUGAUUUUAAAGAAGCCAAAACCAACUUGUAUAGAUGUAGCCAACACUUGUAUUGGGCAGUCUUUGUCACGAUGAUAUCAAUUACUGCCCCUUUGUCUCAUGUAUCUUCUACGUUUCUGCCAUGCAUUUGUAAGUCUCGUUCGGGCAUGAAAUUCAAAUUAUACAUGUGUCAAAUCGUUUCAUAAAUACGUGACUAAUUAUGUUCAGUUGUUUGAUGGUUUAAUAGAAAAGCCGUACACGUAAUUCCUAGCUAUAGGGUCACAAGUUUUAUUGACAAAUGUCGUCUGGAGUUAAUAAUUGCUGUAUUGGUGUUUAAGAUGAUUGUCAGAUUGAUUGUAAUGAUUGGUAAAAAGUUGUAGAUCGAGAUUUUUAAAUAAUUCCAUACAUCACCUCAUGUUAGAACACUGACAUUUAAUGUUAUGUUUGAUAGACAAUAAUGAAAUUAUUUAUUCACAUCAUUGCAAGUUACCUGUUGCAAUGAACGUCUUGCUGCAACCUUGUUGAUUUUUCAUUAUGUCAUAAUAAAAUAAAGUAUAUUACGUUUGAAA